CUCACUCCUCGCAAAGAAGUGAAUGAUUAUAGCAAUUUCUCAGCAUUUUCUUUGCUAAAUGUAAAGGAGGAUUCGUGGGAUUAAAUUUGCAGAUCAUAAAAAAAAAAAAAGAAGCGUUUUUGAUGGAUUUUCGUAACAAAAUUCUCUCCCCAAGUUCGUGCAUUGGUGAUGCAAAUCACUUCCUCUCUGGUUCUGAAAGAAAAAAGUGUAGCAAAAAGGAACUUGUCGAAGAAAACGAUGAGAACUGCGAACAUGUUAACAAUUCCGGAACAAGCGCACGAAGUCCAAAGAAAGAAGAAUCUAAGAUGUUCAUGUCGAAAAGUGUAUCUUCAACAACAAACACGAAUAUUCUGACUGAGAGAAACAGCGCUUCCGACACCUUCUUCGAGAUUAACCCUCAAUUAAAACCCUCACUGGGUCUCACCGAUUUCGAAUCCUCUCGUCAAAUAAUCACACCUCACUCGAUAGGAACACGGUCACUGGUCGAUAACAGUUCACUCGGCUCUCAUUUUCCUUCUUCGGCUCCUUAUGAUCCUGCGACCAACUACACGUCCCCAAGGCCCGAAUUCCUCCGCUACAAUCCAAACAGGAAAAGGGAAAUCCUUUCGUUCAUAGAGCAAGAGAUGGAGGAAGAACUAGAAUACAGGUUCCGCUCGAGUUCUUCGUCUGAUACUGAGAAGCUCAACACAAAGGGAUCAUCUUCACAUUCAUCGGUUUCUUGCCAAUUAAAUUUACACAACGAAGAAUUUAUAAUUGCUGAUGAAGAUGAUAGUGAUGUUGAAGAUAAUGAGAUUGAAGAGAAGGAAAGGUACACCGGGCUAGCAUGGAAGUUGUUUCUUCUAUUUGGGGUUUUAGCAUCUUCAUUUUGUUACAUAUCUUCCAUGAAUUCGAUUGCCGAUACUUAUUCACUAGAAUUAGGAGUAAUAGGAAGAAAUCUCAAGAAUACAAGGGAUUGGGCAUUUCCCAGGAAAGCGUACAUUGGGGCCAUGUUGGGCUUCUCAAAUGUGUGCUUACAUGCAAGUCUUAGUGAAUUUACGUGCCGAAUUGAUGGUAAUCUUAAUGAAGGGAAUGACUAUGAAAGGAAGGAAUUGAAAGGAAUACAACACGUAGAGAGUUUGUUCAGAUCAAAGAGCAACAACGUGAAUGAAGCCGAAAAUGAAAGGGAUGAAAUUAUUAAGGAUGAAACACUCGGUGAUGCUCACUCAGUGGCUGAAGGAAAGGUCGGGGAGACUGGUUAUGUUAAUGACAGCAUUGCUCCAGGAAGAAGCACAUUUGAAUCCGGAGAUGAAAACGGCGAUAGUGACGCAUCUUAUAAUGUGAUAACGGACGAAUCUUUUCAAGCUGCGCCAAUUGAGGUAGCUUCUUUGAACUGGACAGUUGAUGAAGAAGCACGACCGGAUCUCAUUACAUUGGAAGUAGAUGAAACUUCUCUGGACGAUUAGAAGAAUGAACAAACGAAAAUGCGAGCCAACUUCUUGGUUGGAUUAGGACGGCCGAGAUAUGUGCCAUAUUUGAUAUUUCUUUUGACGUCUUUGUCGAUGAUAAUUGGUUUGAGUACUUUGUACAAGCACUUCCGAAGGUGUAAUAAGAUCUCUUCUCCUGCCUCUUUUCCGUCUCCGUCGCCACCUGCCUCUGAAUUUAAGGAAACUAAGAUUGGUUCGGAAGUUUUUGCGAAGGCUAAAACAGCUGACAAUGCUAGUGAUUUAGAUGUCGAGCGCAAGCGUUCAGAGACUUCUGCGAAGGGAUACAUGGAUUUGAAUGGGGCUCGGCCACCAAAAGUCGAAUUAUUAGGGGAAUUCGCACUUACAGGUGCAACUUCCUCGAAAACAAGUUCUGUUCAAAGAUUGCAGAGAAGAGGAGCUGAUUCUUCUGCAGAAUCUCCGCUCUCUCAGAAAAGAAGCUCAGCAAGGAAUAACACUUUGAACGAAUCAUCAGCAUCAGCGGAGUCCAAUACAAGUAAGAGCUCUAGUGUUCCGAAGACGCAGAGGAAAGAGGCAAGAGAGAGGGGAGAUAUUGCUAAGAUGGAGACCGCCACCACUCCUUUGAGGCGAUCGAGCCGGCUCCGCAAUCGGGUCAAUACCUCUCCUUGAGCUGCAGAAGAUGUCAUGGUUUCUAUCUAGAUUUUGACGUUCUUCUCCGAUGAGCCGGAUACGGAAACAGCUUCCUGUUGUUCCAAAUUUUGGUCUAGGCAUUUCCUCUGACAUAGGAUGAUGUAAGAAGUGAAAGUUCAGUAAUGUUGUUGUAUUAGCUGCUUGAUUUUCAUAAGCUUCGCUAAGUUGUGCACAUCCAUCUAAUCAAAAAAAAAAAAACAUCUAUCUAAUUAUUGUGGACAAUUUGAUGCACUCUACAUCCUUAAUGUGCAUGAGAAUAAAUAUUCAUUUAUCUCAAAUUUCAAAAGAAUUUGAUGGAAAUCCAAAUCAAAUCACCACCUAGUGAACCUGAGUAUAUGAGCAUUCAACCGGUUUAUAAUCAUAUCCUAAUUAAUAAACUCACAUUCAUAUUCAUAAUUACUAUUAUUAUGCAAAAUAAUCCGUACGUGGCAUACGAAAAUUAGAUACAACCCUCAAAAGAUGAAAUGGCCUCACUAUAAAUCAAAUAAAAUAUGAAACCAAAAUUAAAAACAAAAAAACAAAA
Molecule: messenger RNA, 2634 nt
Organism: Ananas comosus (pineapple)
Lineage: Eukaryota; Viridiplantae; Streptophyta; Magnoliopsida; Poales; Bromeliaceae
Exons: 3
Coding region: 123-1442 (439 amino acids)
Source: RefSeq, a predicted model, not a curated record